GGUGAACCACCCUCAGCCUCAGCCUCAGCCUCAGCUCACCAUAUAUUCAUUCAUUUAGUAUAUAUUGAAUUGAUUUCCCAUUUCACAUAUAUUCAUUUAGUAUAUAUAACCCAUCUCAUCUCUCUCUAAAUCCCUCUUCAUUUUCGUUGCUCAAAAAAACGUUUUCUGUGUGGUUUUUCUGUUGACGAUGGAGUUUUGUCACGAAAAUGGCAACGGGCAUGGCCACGUGAUUAAAGAUCCAUUGAGUUGGGAAUUAGCCGCGGAGUCAAUGAAGGGGAGCCACUUGGAUGAAGUAAAAAGGAUGGUCAGAGAGUUUCGCCAGCCGGCCAUCCGCCUAGGCGGGGAGACCCUCACCAUUUCUCAGGUGGCGGCCGUGGCGGCGGGAUGCCUGCCGGUGAAGCUCAGCGAGGCGGCUAGAGCCGCCGUUCAAGCAAGCAGUGAGUGGGUUAUGGAGAGCAUGAAUAAAGGAACAGAUAGUUAUGGCGUUACCACUGGGUUUGGUGCUACUUCUCAUAGGAGGACUAAACAAGGUGGUGCUCUUCAAAAGGAGCUCAUCAGAUUUUUGAAUGCUGGAAUAUUUGGAAAUGGGACAGAGUCAUGCCACACAUUGCCUCACUCAUCUACGAGGGCUGCAAUGUUAGUGAGAAUCAACACACUCCUUCAAGGCUACUCUGGCAUCAGAUUUGAAAUCCUUGAAGCCCUCACAAAACUCAUCAACCACAACAUCACUCCAUGCUUGCCUCUCCGCGGCACAAUCACCGCCUCUGGCGACCUAGUCCCCCUAUCUUACAUCGCCGGGGUUCUAACAGGCCGGCCCAACUCGAAAUGUGUUGGGCCCACCGGAGAACCCCUUGAUGCCACUGAAGCAUUCCGUCGGGCCGGUAUUGAUGGCGGGUUUUUUGAGUUGCAGCCCAAAGAAGGCCUUGCACUUGUCAAUGGCACAGCUGUUGGGUCUGGAUUGGCCUCAAUUGUCCUCUUUGAUGCCAAUGUAUUAGCCGUUUUGUCUGUAGUUUUGUCAGCGAUUUUCGCCGAGGUUAUGCAAGGGAAACCGGAGUUUACGGACCAUUUGACACACAAAUUGAAGCACCAUCCUGGCCAAAUUGAGGCUGCAGCUAUAAUGGAACAUGUUUUAGAUGGUAGUUCUUAUGUCAAGGCAGCCCAAAAGUUGCAUGAAAUGGACCCGCUUCAAAAGCCCAAACAAGACCGGUACGCUCUCCGAACCUCCCCUCAGUGGUUGGGUCCACUGAUUGAAGUCAUUCGAUCAUCGACCAAGUCCAUUGAGAGGGAGAUAAAUUCGGUGAACGACAACCCCUUGAUCGACGUGUCGAGGAACAAGGCCUUACAUGGUGGGAAUUUCCAAGGCACCCCAAUUGGUGUCUCAAUGGACAACACUAGGCUGGCUUUGGCAUCAAUUGGGAAACUCAUGUUUGCACAAUUUUCAGAGCUAGUGAAUGACUUUUACAAUAAUGGGUUGCCUUCAAAUCUGUCCGGUGGCCGAAACCCUAGCUUGGAUUACGGAUUUAAGGGCGCAGAGAUAGCUAUGGCGGCCUAUUGUUCUGAACUCCAAUUUCUUGCUAACCCGGUCACGAACCAUGUCCAAAGCGCCGAGCAACACAACCAAGAUGUCAACUCUUUGGGGCUAAUCUCCUCACGAAAAACAGCCGAAGCAAUCGAUAUCUUGAAGCUCAUGUCAUCUACCUACUUGGUUGGGCUUUGCCAAGCCAUUGAUUUGAGGUAUUUGGAGGAGAAUUUGAAGAACACAGUGAGGAACACAGUAAGCCAAGUGGCUAAGAAAGUCCUCACAAUGGGCAUCAAUGGGGAGCUUCACCCUUCAAGGUUUUGCGAGAAGGACUUGAUUAAAGUUGUUGAUCACGAGCACAUUUUCACAUAUAUCGAUGACCCUUGCAGUGCUACAUACCCAUUGAUGCAAAAACUAAGACAAGUCCUUGUCGAUCACGCUUUGAUCAACAACGAUGACACCAAGAACAUGAACGCAUCCAUCUUUUUAAAGAUUGGAGCUUUUGAGGAAGAAUUAAAGACCCAAUUGCCAAAGGAAGUUGAGUGCACAAGAAGUGCUUUGGAGAGUGGAAAUCCAACGAUUCCAAACAGGAUCAAAGAUUGUAGAUCUUACCCAUUGUACAAGUUUGUGAGGGAGGAAUUGGGGACUGGGUUUUUGACAGGAGAGAAGAUCGUGUCGCCGGGUGAGGAAUUUGACAAAGUUUUUACUGCGAUUUGCAAUGGGAAGAUGAUCGAUCCGCUGCUCGAAUGUCUCAAGGAAUGGAACGGUGCUCCUCUUCCAAUAUGUUAAGAUCAUCAUGGACCAAAAAAUUGUUCAAAUUUCUGUUAUAUUACUGUUACAACUGUUUUUGUAAUUUGGAUUAUAUAAUGGGAUUACUGUCAUUAGUCUUUUAAUAUUAAGCUGUGUCUUUUUUUAUUUUUUAUUUUUAUUUUUACUCUUGUGUUUUAUUUUUUUUUCUGAAUUUAUGUACAGCAAGGAUUCUAGUUUUUUUGGUUCA
Molecule: messenger RNA, 2516 nt
Organism: Camellia sinensis
Lineage: Eukaryota; Viridiplantae; Streptophyta; Magnoliopsida; Ericales; Theaceae
Product: phenylalanine ammonia-lyase
Biological process (GO): L-phenylalanine catabolic process
Cellular component (GO): cytoplasm
Molecular function (GO): ammonia-lyase activity
Source: RefSeq, a predicted model, not a curated record